AUGGGCGGUCUCACUUAUGGCUCCUCUGGAGCCGGCACGGCUCUUGUGGUCAUCGGUCUUUGUACGCAACACGCGAUUGGGAGCACGGCCAAGAAGAGGCAAGCUAACAUGGCCCGACACAGACAUGCUCUUCCAAGGCGAAGGAGAGGCCUUUAAUGUCGGCGCUUUCAUCGAAUCGAUAUCACCCUACGCGUGGGCAGCGACCGGAAUCGCGCUUUGUAUUGGUCUGUCAGUGGUGGGAGCAGCAUGGUCAGUGAAAGAGCAAGAGGAGACAUCGCGGGUCAGGUCAAGAAGGAGCUAAUAAGGAGUGAUAUGGCAGGGGAAUCUUCAUCACUGGCACAUCGAUUCUUGGAGCUGGUGUCAAGGCACCUCGAAUCCGGACUAAGAACUUGAUCUCCAUCAUCUUCUGCGAAGUCGUGGCCAUCUACGGCGUCAUCAUCAGCAUCAUCCUAUCCUCGAAACUGGAGCCCGUCUCGGACGAGGGUGUAUACUCAGCUGGAAACUACUUUACUGGCUUUGCGCUCUUCUGGUCAGGACUGUUGGUAGGAGCGUGCAACUUGGUGUGUGGAAUCAGUGUAGGGAUAAACGGGUCAAGUGCUGCAUUGGCCGAUGCGGCAGAUGCGAGCCUGUGAGUGAAUACGGAAAAGCCUAAGCAGUGGAACCGAAGCCUAACAUCUUGCAGGUUUGUGAAAGUUCUCGUCAUCGAGAUCUUCUCCUCUGUGCUCGGACUUUUUGGUCUGAUCAUCGGAUUACUCCUCAGUGGAAGCGCGAACCCUUUCGAAUCAGCUGCUGGAAGCUAG
This is a messenger RNA of Lecanosticta acicola, 800 nucleotides long. The record is from the annotation of a GenBank genome assembly. NCBI's taxonomy places the organism in Eukaryota, Fungi, Ascomycota, Dothideomycetes, Mycosphaerellales, Mycosphaerellaceae.